UGAUUUUCUGAUUGUGUGCCUGUUGGGUUUGAGGUGCGAUGUCUUUCCCGCCUCGCCCGCCUCUCGUGCCAUACGGAAUUGCACCCGGCGUUGUCACUAUGCCAAUGGCUACUCACGUAAUGGUCGGAGCGUAUGGAGCUGGCAGUACAGUGCCAAACAGUGGGCGUUCGGCUUUGUUGCCCGCCCCUGCACAGCCCACACAAGCAAAGCCUGCCCCACGACUCAACCAGACCAGACCGGCCAAUGGCGCUAAAGAAGAAGGUCCACCUGUCACUGUGUUUAUAGGCAACAUCUCGAGCCGCGCGCCGGACGCCAUGAUCCGCGCCAUGCUGGGCGCGUGCGGCGCCGUGGUGUCGUGGAAGCGCGUCAGCACGUUCGGCUUCUGCGAGUUCGCGGGCCCCGAGCCGGCGCUGCGCUGCGUGCGGCUGCUGCACGAGCGGCCGCUGGCCGACAAGCAGCUGCUGGCGCGCACGGACGGCAAGAUGCAGGCGCUGGUCGACACCUACAAGAGUGAGUGCGGCGUGUGUGUGUGCGAGUCGGAGCAGCGCUCGCGGCUGGGCGAGGCGGAGGGCGCGGAGGGCGAGGGCUGGCUGGACGCGGCGCAGCGCGCGCUGGACGACGCGGCCGAGCGCCGCCUGCAGCAGCUGUACCGCGACUACCAGGACGACAUCAACAACUACGAGCUGCUGCAGAAGGAGGAAGCGAUAUCCAAGACGGCGCGCGUGCUGGAGGAGGCCGAUAUCUCGGAGGAGAAGCGAGACGUCAUCCACCGGGAGAUUGGCAAGUUCCGCGAGAGCAUGAAGGUAAGGCCACUCGCCGACUCGCUCUGCUCCCUCCCCGCCCCACCCCCCUCCCCGUCCCUCCGCUCUCAGAGUACGCGACGCGAGCCCUCGCCCGCCAGAGAAGAAAGCGUGCUUCAACGUCAUGUUUAUGAAAAUAAAAUAGAAUUUCCACCGUGUAUGUCAAUGAUAACGAAACGCGAACUCGACGUGGCGGCUAAAACAUUCAGUGUCUCCACGCCGGCGCUCGCCGAUGUCAUCAACACGCGCUUGACGCGUCUCGCCUUGCAGGAGGAGGCGGACGUGGUGGUGCGGCGCAAGCGGGACCCCAAGGACGACAAGCCGGAGCGCGACCGCGACAAGGACAAGGACAGGGAUAAGGACAAGGAGCGGGACAAGGAGCGCGAGCGGGAGCGGGAGCGGGAGCGGGACCGAGACCGAGACCGGGACCGGGACCGGGACCGGGAGCGGGACCGGGACCGCGAGCGGGAGCGGGAGCGCGAGCGCGAGCGGGACAAGGACGGUCGGCGGCGCAGGAGCCACUCGCGGAACAAAGAUAAACGCGAGGAGCGGGAGAAGGAGAGGGAAAGGGAGCGGGAACGGGAGGAGCGGGAGCGGGAGAGAGAGAGGGAGAGGGAGAGAGAGCGGGAACGGGAGAGAGAGCUGCGCGAGCGAGAAAGAGAGCGCGAAGCUCGCGAGCGGGAGCGAGAGAGAGAGAGAGAACGUGAGAGAGAACGCGAGCGCGAUCGGGAACGUUCCCGGGAGCGAGAGCGAGAUAGAGAGCGGGAGAGGGACAGGGACAGAGACAGGUCGCGGGGUCGGAGCGAGGCGGACGCGCGCCGAGAGAAGGAGAUAGAGGAGGAGGCGCGCGACAAGAAGAGGCUGGAGAAGAAGGCGCGGGAGAAGGAGGCCGCCUACCAGGAGCGGCUACGCAACUGGGAGAGUCGAGAGCGCCGCAAGGCGAAGGAGUACGAGCGCGAGAAGGAACGAGAGCGGUGUCGCGAGGAGGAGCGCGAGCGCGAGGCCAAGCGCCUGAAGCAGUUCCUCGAGGACUACGACGACGAGCGCGACGACCACAAGUACUACCGCGGCAAGGAGCUGCAGCGGCGCCUCGGGACGCGCGUGCGCGAGGCCGAGGCCGACGCGCGCGAGCGCACGCGCGAGCAGGAGGAGCUGGAGCAGCUGCGCGCGCACGUGUUCGGCUCGCGCGCGGCCGACGACCCCGCCGCCUGCGCCGACUACGAGCGCGCGCGCGCGGCCCGCGACGCGCUGUACCGCCCGCGCCUGCUCGUGGACGCCUCGCUGCAGCGCGAGCAGCAGCGCGAGCGCGAGCUGCAGCGCGCGCGCCAGCGCGAGCAGGCGCGGCGCGAGGCGCGCGAGCGGGAGCAGCGCGCGCGCGAGCGCUACCUGCGCGCGCAGGCCUCGCGCGAGCUGCCCACCGAGGCCGAGCCCAUCGACUCGGACGACAGGUGCCGACCGUUCCCAUACGUACCGCCCGGCCUGCCGGUGGACCAGCGCGAGCAGGCGCGGCGCGAGGCGCGCGAGCGGGAGCAGCGCGCCGGCGGCUGCGAGCCGGCGGCCGAGGACGGCGCGCAGUCGUCGGAGGCGGAGGUGGGGGCGGAGACGACGGCGGGUGCGGGGGCGGGGGCGGGCUCCGGCGACGGCUCGCUGACCCCGCCCGCCCCCGGCGCGCGCCGCCGCCGCCACCGCCGCCGCGCGCCCGACACGCCGCCGCACCCGCCGCACGCGCCCGCGCCGAGCGACGGCGGCAGCACCCCGCCGCGCCCGCCGUCCGCCGAGCGCUACCACGUAAGCCCCCGCCCACAGGCGCCGCCCCCCGCCCCGCCCCGCGCGCCUCUCACCCCGCUCUGUCCGCAGGCCGAGCCCGCCAGCGCCGGCAGCUCGCCCAUCAGCAUCAGCUUCCGCGCGCGCCACAGCCCCGCGCGCACCAGCCCCGCCGACGCGCACCGCGUAGAGCGACGCGUACACGCCGCUUUCACGGAAGAUGAAGAACCUGUGCGUAAAGACAAAAGGGAAAAAGAGAAAAAGAAAAGUGAGAGCAGUGAUCGAGGUGAGAAGAGUGAGAAGAAUGAGAAGGGGGAAAAGGAGAAGGAAAAAGGCGAGAAGGACAGUAAAUGUGCAGAGGAGAAACGGAAACACAUCAAGAGUCUUAUUGAUAAGAUACCCACACAGAAGGAACAGCUUUUCCAGUAUCAGCUUGAUACUGAUCAGAUUGAUAACACGCUGAUGGAGAAGAAGAUCCGGCCGUGGAUCAACAAGAAGAUCAUCGAGUACAUCGGCGAGCCGGAGCCCACGCUCGUCGACUUCAUCUGCAGCAAGGUGCUGGCCGGCUCCGCGCCGCAGGGCAUCCUGGACGACGUGCAGAUGGUGCUGGACGAGGAGGCCGAGGUGUUCGUGGUCAAGAUGUGGCGCCUGCUCAUCUACGAGCUGGAGGCCAAGCGCGCCGGGCUGCACAAGUAGACGUGUCUCCUGCAUACCGUCUCUUAGUGUUAAAUGUAAUGCAGAAAUCCUAGUGAACCGUCAUUGAUGGAGGAUUUCAAAUAACAUUAUUUCCUACUCAUUGAAACAUUUAUCUCUGUCUGCUUGUAAGAUCAGCCGCGUGUAGAAGAGACCGAUGGCGUUCGCAGUGUCAGUCUUCAGUGAGCGCAUCAUUUCUUCUGAGAUUGCCGCUAUGAUACCUCAACAUAUUUUUUUUUUUAUAAAUGUCACUGUAUUUUAAAAAGAUUUUCAGAGAACAUUUUUCUAAACAUAUAACAAUGAUACAACUAAUAUUUCAUAGUUCGUCACCAUUGCCUGACAAAGGAGCCGCUCUUUUAUCUAGAGCGCUACAACAAUAACAAAUAUCUGCAUCCCGAUAUAAGUGAAAUGAAACUCGAUAGUUUGUAAUCGAUAGUUUUCAAUAUUGCAGUGUUCCUAAUAUCAAAAACAUCGAAUUGUCCAAAAUAACUUGUUAAAUUAAAAACCGCGGUAGCUUGAAUAAAUAAAAUUGUUAAAUGUUUUUGACUAAUUAUAAAUUUUUUCACGUAAAGGAAACUAGAAACGAAUUGCUUAAUGACAUAAAAUAAUUUCUAUUUAACUUCAAUGAAUACAAAACUUUGUGUGAUACGUAUUGUCAUCAGUACUAGAUGUCCUCAUUAUAUUGUCCAAAACUGCUGUCAUUUCUAGGACAAUAGUCGUCACAAUAAGAGGCCCGUUUUGACAUAUGUCAUCGAGAUGUAAUUAGCGAAUUAACCAUACGACUCGGUAUUCGAUACUCGCGAUAAAUCGAUUCAAGUUUGUAUGAGUAUUCGAUCGAUUUGAUUAUGUAAUUUAAAGUGCAUUUGACUAUAAUUAUAAUAUAGUAAUUUGAAAUAAUACACACAUGAAAUGGUACAAACGGUCAA
Messenger RNA from Melitaea cinxia (Glanville fritillary), 4183 nucleotides. RefSeq names its product RNA-binding protein 25. The coding region runs from base 39 to 3260 and encodes 1073 amino acids. The record is from RefSeq and is a predicted model, not a curated record. Gene Ontology annotation, molecular function: mRNA binding. Gene Ontology annotation, biological process: mRNA processing; regulation of alternative mRNA splicing, via spliceosome. The transcript has 18 exons. NCBI's taxonomy places the organism in Eukaryota, Metazoa, Arthropoda, Insecta, Lepidoptera, Nymphalidae. Gene Ontology annotation, cellular component: spliceosomal complex.